Molecule: messenger RNA, 444 nt
Organism: Trypanosoma conorhini
Lineage: Eukaryota; Euglenozoa; Kinetoplastea; Trypanosomatida; Trypanosomatidae
Product: translation elongation factor EF-2
Exons: 1
Coding region: 1-444 (147 amino acids)
Biological process (GO): cytosolic ribosome assembly
Cellular component (GO): cytosol; ribonucleoprotein complex
Molecular function (GO): GTPase activity; ribosome binding
Source: RefSeq, a predicted model, not a curated record
AUGGAGCUGCACCCACGGCGUCUCGUGGAGCCUAUCUAUGAGUGUACGGUGUACUCCUUUGGUGCGACGCAGGGGAAAAUUUACGGCUCUCUCAGCCGUCGUCGCGCGGAGAUUAUUGAAGAGGUGCCUAACGAAGGCAGUGACCUCUUCUACAUCCGUUGCCUGCUGCCAGCCGUGGAGGCGUUUGGACUGCAGGACGAGCUGCGCGUCGCGACGCAGGGGGCCUCGACGGCGCAGCUCCAAAUGAGUCUGUGGGGCGUCGUGGACGCGGACCCGUACUUCACACCCACAACGAAGGAGGAGAUUGAGGAGUACGGCGCCGAGGUGGGGACGAAGAACAUCGCGGAGCAGCUGUUGGAGCGCAUUCGCCGCCGCAAAGGGCUCCACCGCGAGCGGGUUGUUGAAAAUGCGGAAAAACAGAAAUUUUCUCUCAAGGGGGCCUGA